Cariama cristata (Red-legged seriema) is the source of this 902-nucleotide messenger RNA. Its product is annotated as Down syndrome cell adhesion molecule-like protein 1. Lineage: Eukaryota; Metazoa; Chordata; Aves; Cariamiformes; Cariamidae. The transcript has 8 exons. Gene Ontology annotation, molecular function: cell-cell adhesion mediator activity. The annotation marks the transcript as partial. Gene Ontology annotation, cellular component: axon; plasma membrane. The record is from RefSeq and is a predicted model, not a curated record. Gene Ontology annotation, biological process: dendrite self-avoidance; axon guidance; homophilic cell-cell adhesion.
UGAGGACUCUGCCAUCCCCGUGACGGUGGAUGGGCAUCGCCUGAUCCAGGCCAACGGCACACUGGUGCUGCGCUCGGUGAAAGCGGAGGACUCUGGCUACUACACCUGCACCGCCACAAACACCUGGGGCUUCGACACCAUCAUCAUCAACCUGCUGGUGCAAGUGCCCCCAGACCAGCCCCGCCUCACCGUCUCCAAGACCUCAGCAUCGUCCAUCACGCUGGCGUGGAUUCCUGGGGACAAUGGGGGCAGCUCCAUCCGAGGCCUCGGAAACGCUCCAGAGCCGCGCUCACCUCCACCCCGGCAGCCCGUGGACCUGGAGGCGACCGCCUUGUCCUUGCUCCCGCAGGCUUUGUGCUCCAGUACUCGCUCCUCCGAGCGCUCCUUCAAGCUGGAGAGCCUCAAGUGUGGCACCUGGUACAAGGUGAAGCUGGCGGCCAAGAACAGCGUGGGGGCCGGCCGCAUCAGCGAGAUCAUCGAAGCCAAGACCCACGGCCGAGGCGAGCCCGCCGCAUACCGGCCCAAGGGCAACUGGGUCUGGCAGAGCCUUCGUACCAACAGCUCCAGCGAGGUCUUCCUCACAGAGCUGCGCGAGGCCACGUGGUACGAGCUCCGCAUGAAGGCCUGCAACAGUGCCGGCUGCGGCAACGAGACCGCGCAGUUUGCCACGCUGGACUACGAUGGCAGCACCAUCCCCCCUAUCAAGUCUGCCCAAGGGGAGGGUGAUGAUGUGAAGAAGCUCUUCACCAUCGCCUGCCCCGUGAUCCUUGCCACACUGGGAGUGGCCCUGCUCUUCAUCAUCCGCAAGAAGAGGAAGGAGAAGCGGCUGAAGAGGCUUCGAGAUGCCAAGAGUUUGGCUGAAAUGCUGAUCAGGUGGGUCUCGGAGCUGCGGGUGGUUGGCG